UUAGUUUUAAAAUGACAGUGAAGCCUGUGACAUAAUAUAUAUACAUAUAUAUAUAUAUACAGAUACACGCAUAUUUCUGCAAUAACAUGCAGCAUAUGACUCUUAUUACCGUCUAUAUAUUUCGAGAAGUGUCUAUGUUUGAACAAUUUGAUACAAGCGGUUUUACACAUCAUUUAUAAAAGUUAUUUUUAAAAACUAAAAACUGAAAAUUAAUAGUCUUCUUUAAAUGUUCAUUUAAGGACCUAUAUUUGAUAUAUACAUUAAUGUUAACAACAAAAAAAGCAAAUAUGGACUGCACCAAACAAUCUACUUUGUGUAAUACAAACAAAGAAAUUGUUAUCUCUGGUAUUGCUGGACGAUUUCCUAAUUCUGAUAAUAUGAAACAACUUCAGGAUAAUCUUUUUAAUGAAAUCGAUCUUGCAUCAAACGAUAAUCGAAGAUGGAAUACUGUUGAGUUUGACAUGCCCUCUAGACUCGGCAAGAUCAAUAACUUAGAGAAGUUUGACGCACAAUACUUCGACAUUUCUAGUUUUGAAGCUCAAGUAUUAGAUCCUAUGACUAGAAUGUUACUGGAACACACUUACGAAGCAAUUAUUGAUGCUGGAGUUAAUCCUGCAGAGUUACAUGGAACAAACACUGGAGUAUUUAUAGGAGCUUGUUAUUCUUCGACGUUUAAUGCACUAGUGUACGAUAAACCUCAG
Molecule: messenger RNA, 701 nt
Organism: Pseudomyrmex gracilis
Lineage: Eukaryota; Metazoa; Arthropoda; Insecta; Hymenoptera; Formicidae
Product: fatty acid synthase-like
Exons: 2
Biological process (GO): fatty acid biosynthetic process
Molecular function (GO): fatty acid synthase activity
Source: RefSeq, a predicted model, not a curated record